CUGAAGCUGUCUCCGUCCCACUUCCACAGUCAUCAUCGAGGGCACAGUUGCACGCGAGAAGGCUUGAAGAGGCGCCCAGCCGAGCGAGGAAGACGAAGCACAAGAGUUUUGAGGGUUGAUCAUCGGCAUCGAGAGAUCAUCGAGAGACGCAGCGCAGUCGCAGCAGCAGUAGCAGCAGCAGAAGCAAAAGCAGCGGGGAACGAUGGCGAUGAGAGUUAUGGCCCGGCGCUUCGUCGCCCAGGUCGAGAGCAGCUCGCUGCGAUCCAGCAUGCGUCAGACCAGAUUUCGCAGCGACAAGAAUAUUCUCAGCGAGGAGGAGAAGGCCGCCGAAAACAUUUACAUCAGGAGAAAGGAGCAAGAGCAGGCUGAGAAGCACGCACGCAAGGGGCUCACAGAUGCAACUCCUCCACCAGUCAGUCCCGUCACACCAGCCAAGGCUGAGACUCCAGCUGCGACACAAGAAGGCAGCUACCGCAACACUGCCGUUGUUGCAGGAGUGAUUGCUGCAGCUGCCGCAUAUUGGCUACUUUCUGGUUCUUCGAAGAAGGAAGAGAAGGAACACUAAGUGUAGGGAUUGUGUAGAGCCCUUCGAUGGGACUCAGAUAAUUACUGGCUAGGCCCGUUAAAACGAACGUGCCAUUUGUACAGUUUAACAGUUACACUCCUGAGUUUGCAAAAAUCUCAAGGACUCACCCCAAUUCAUAACCAUGUAUUGAGUCUCACCAGCAUGGACAUCGGCUUUCUGGUGAGAUGAACAUUGUGGACUGAUCUGGUGUGUUUGUUCUCUGCCUGGAGUUGAAAUAAGGGUUAAAUAUGUUUGGUUUCAUGUGGAUUUGAACACGUCGUCAUGGUCAGUAGCUGAGUUCGUCAGUAAU
Marchantia polymorpha subsp. ruderalis is the source of this 875-nucleotide messenger RNA. Lineage: Eukaryota; Viridiplantae; Streptophyta; Marchantiopsida; Marchantiales; Marchantiaceae. The record is from the annotation of a GenBank genome assembly.